Dendrobium catenatum is the source of this 893-nucleotide messenger RNA. Its product is annotated as thioredoxin-like protein YLS8. Lineage: Eukaryota; Viridiplantae; Streptophyta; Magnoliopsida; Asparagales; Orchidaceae. The transcript has 3 exons. Gene Ontology annotation, biological process: mRNA splicing, via spliceosome. The coding region runs from base 242 to 670 and encodes 142 amino acids. Gene Ontology annotation, cellular component: U5 snRNP; U4/U6 x U5 tri-snRNP complex; spliceosomal complex. The record is from RefSeq and is a predicted model, not a curated record.
AGCUUUUAGGCUGUCAAGGGUUUGUUUUUUCUCUGUUCGACUUCGCAUAGUUUUGGACUCUUCGCCUUCUCAGACGAGGUUACCUUGCUGUCGGAUCGGUAGUCAGGACAGUUCGACGACCUUCUUCCUGCUGGAUUGGAAGCAACGACGGGAGCUUAGUGGCUGCGAAGGAUUUAGCUCAAAACCUGCUCAAAUUAAAUCUUGCUACCGAACAGCCCCAAAUUGUGUUCGUCGCUGAGGAAUGUCUUACUUGCUACCGCAUCUGCACUCAGGAUGGGCAGUUGACCAGGCAAUACUGGCUGAGGAGGAACGCCUCGUCAUCAUUCGAUUUGGUCAUGAUUGGGAUGAAACUUGCAUGCAGAUGGACGAAGUUUUAGCCUCAGUUGCUGAAACUAUAAAAAACUUUGCAGUGAUAUACCUGGUAGAUAUCACAGAGGUACCUGAUUUCAAUACAAUGUAUGAAUUGUAUGAUCCGUCCACAAUUAUGUUUUUCUUCCGUAACAAGCAUAUUAUGAUUGAUCUUGGCACUGGUAACAACAAUAAGAUCAACUGGGCGAUGAAGGACAAGCAGGAGUUUAUAGACAUUGUUGAAACUGUCUUUAGAGGUGCCAGAAAAGGGCGUGGCCUGGUCAUUGCUCCUAAAGAUUACUCCACAAAGUAUCGCUAUUAAGUUCACUUGUUCAACUGUCAUGUAAUUGGUAUAUGUUUACACACCUAUUAAGCUAUAUUGACAUGUUGAUUUCGUAAUACCUUUCUUUGUUCUGUACUGUUUAAACUCUUCUUUGUCGAUGCUGCCUUAAAAACGAGCAUGCCUAAGCUCUUUGUAGUUAUUUAUGACAGUGUUGCAGUUUUAAUAGUAUUAUUAUUCCAUCCUAUUAGAAAUAUUUUUCUGA